GUCCUAGACCGUAUGAUGUCCGUGUAGUCCUUUAAAAAAAAAAAAAAAGUUAUAAAAGGUAGCCAAAAAACAUGAUGUGUGUUAAACUUAAGCACAGAUAUGUUAAAUCGUGCAGUUUAAUUGAUGCCACAGACCUCCUAUGAAGCACAUAUGACUUCGAAUCAUCAUAUUACAAUGUAUUCUAACUAUGAGAGAAGGAGGUUUAGAUGUUUGAAAAUAUGGUGUGGCGCUAGAACAAUGCUGAAAAAGUGAAGACACAAAAGAAGAUAAGUAAGUAAACUUGUUUUCCUCAUCAUUUUGCGUCAUUAAUAUCGAAUAAAUAAUGAAGUUGUCAAUUGAAAUCGAAUUUUUGAUAUCAGUCGUCUCAGCCAUCAAGGUCACCGAAUAUGCAGAAUCAAAAAACAAAAAAGAGCAGGCCAUUGAGAGCGAGAAGAGUGCCAACACUAUUGUGAAGACAUCAGAGUUUACCGAAAUACUUGGAUCGAGACAGUUUGUCGAUAAAUCGUUGUUCCUUCGAUGGUUUAUCUCAGAAGGGAAAGACCUCUACAUUACCGGUCCGUCGGGCCUGGGAAAAAGCACUCUCCUCAGUAUGAUGCGCACGUUUUUCACAGCCCAAUUUCAUAACAACGGCACCUAUAUCGACCCAAAAAUCACAAAAAUACGAGACUUCUUCAAAGCACCUUGCAGAUUUGAUGGCAUUCAGACUGCCUUAAAGAUUUACCAGCACGAGGACUUUUUCGAGAAGCACUUCCAACGAUACUGCGUUAUUUUUGUGAAUUUACACCCUUUGAAAUUCAUCCAUGAUAUCAGUUCAUUCGAGGCAAGACUGCUUGAAAUCGUCGGCACGGUUUUUAAGAGUUUUAAAAUCCCCGAGAGUCCAAACUGUCGAGAGAUCAAAUCCUUGGUUGAUGUAUACGAAACCAUGGGGCUGAGUCUCAGUGAAUUCGAUAUGAGGAGAGUCGAACACGUCUCAAAGUUCCUGAAUGGCCUGUGGAGUUGUUUCAACAAGAAAUUCAUAGUUCUGAUCGACGAGUACGAUGCAAUAUUGCACGCCUUGAUGUCGGGUAACGUUACCAAAACAGAUUCCGGGCUCGUGUUUUGGGAGGUGCACAAAGUUGUGGAAGCGCUUACCAAACAUCAGGCUGUGCUUCGCGCCCUUUGCGUGGGCGUGCUGAACCUCGGAGGUGCAGUCGCCUCCUUGGCCGAUCACAUACCACAUGUCCACUUCUUCGCCGAUGAACGAAUCCCACGCUAUUUCGGUUUCUCGGACAGCGAAGUGGGAACACUCCUCGGUAGCUACGGCAUGGCAUCCGACAGAGAUUCAAUCGUGGAGUUCUAUUCCGGAUAUCGGGUCAUGAGCCCUCGAAUCGGUCGCGUGCUCAACGCCGCCUCGAUUUUGCACUGCAUCGAGGGUAAAGGCGUGAGUGACGGAUACUUCAAGGUCUCAGGGCGGGACUCCACGUUCGACGUGCUGUUUUCCGAGCCGGUGUUUGGCGAGAAAAUCCUCCUGUCGGUCAUGGAAAACGCGGAAAUCGACAUCGCACUCGAGAGAACCGGAGUAGGUGUCAACCGGAUCUUGGACUUGAGUCGACAGAUCGGAGAGAACGCUGAAUUUGCUGCUAGCUUCAGGCUGACGGACUCCGGAAUGGAUUACGUCUUCCAGUAUCUUCUGGAGUCCGGUUACUUCACCAUCGCGAGAGGGUUAGAACUCCUCAACACGACCCGCGCAACCCCGAGGAGCGUCCGCAUUAAGAUCGUGCCAGCAAACCUCGAAACUAAACACAUCCUGUACAGGACGCUCUUUGCGAGUCAGUUUCCCUUGUAUUCCUACAGGAUUACACCUGAAAAAGUAGACGUCUUAGGGGCGGCCCUGAAUAACCUCAGCGAAGCGUCGCUGCGAGAAGUGAUGAAGUCAGUGCGGGAAUUUUCUCUGGGCAAAUCUGCAGAAGGGACUCAUUUGAGGUUCCCUGUACAUUAUUGUGUGAAUAAGUUAAUGAGUUCGGGUAAAGUAAAAAUCGUCGAGUAUGAAAACUCUAUCAAGGAGAAUGGGAAGGUGGUCGCUUUGGCUCUUGUAAAUUUGAGGAAUGAGGGCGUGGUGAUCGAAUUAGAGCGAAAUGAGACUUCCAUUGAUACGUUGAGUAGAAUGGUUCGAGAGAAAUAUGAUUCUGUUUUUAACAUUGGUAAAUUUGCAAAAGUUAGCAUCGAACGCAGAGUCCUGGUAGCUCUCCGCUGUACUUGUGCAGACCAGUGUGACAUGUGUUUUACACUUGAUAGUAGGAGCAUUUUGAAUGCAACCUGUGCGACUUACCCUGAAAAUGAGUCUUUGGAAAAAAAUUUAUACCUGCGGAAGACUGAAAUAUUAUAAACGUAUAUGUUAAUUCAUCUUGUA
Bemisia tabaci is the source of this 2389-nucleotide messenger RNA. RefSeq lists its product as uncharacterized. NCBI's taxonomy places the organism in Eukaryota, Metazoa, Arthropoda, Insecta, Hemiptera, Aleyrodidae. The record is from RefSeq and is a predicted model, not a curated record.